Lycium ferocissimum is the source of this 1616-nucleotide messenger RNA. RefSeq lists its product as uncharacterized. The record is from RefSeq and is a predicted model, not a curated record. Gene Ontology annotation, cellular component: cytoplasm. The transcript has 11 exons. Lineage: Eukaryota; Viridiplantae; Streptophyta; Magnoliopsida; Solanales; Solanaceae.
UUUUUUUUUUUUCCAUGUUUAUAUAAACUGGUUCUCUGUUAAAAAUUGAGUCUUGGUGAUGGAGUUCUUUUACUUCACUUGUUGUUAAUUUUCCCAGUUGGUUCUUCAACAUGAAUUUAAGACAAAAUGGAGGAAGAAAUUUAUGCUGAAAGAAGCGGAGGCUCUUCAAAGUUGAAAAUUACACUCCUUGAUGAGGAAGAUCAAGAAGAGGCUCAAAUUGAUGACAACCGAGAUGUUGAUUCAUAUGAUGAUGAUGAGGAUGAGGAUGAAGACAAAGAACCUGUGGGGUUAGGGGUUCUCGAAAAGCCUGAGAAUUCAUGGUCACUGCGACGUGAGUUAUUUCCAAGCAAAGCUGGGGGUACUCCUGCUUGGUUGGAUCCAAUUAACUUGCCAACAGGGAGAUCGUGUCUUUGCGAUUUCUGUGGCGAGCCUUUGCAGUUCAUGCUUCAGGUUUACGCACCACUCACAGAGAAGGAUUCGACUUUUCACCGCAUUUUAUUUCUCUUCAUGUGUACAUCAAUGACCUGUCUCCUUAAAGAUCAACAUGAGCAGUGGAAAAGGAACCAAGACAAGCCAUCCAGGAGUGUGAAGGUCUUCUGGUGCCAAUUGCCCCGUCAUAACUCUUUUUACUCCAGUGAGCCCCCGAGAAACAAUGGGAAAGAUAAACCUUCUAGUGCUGGAGCUGUUCUUUGAGGCUGGUGUGGUACCUGGAAAGGAGAUAAAGUUUGUGGUGGUUGCCGAAGAGCACAUUACUGCUCUGAGAAACACCAGGCCGUUCAUUGGAAAUCGGGUCAUAAAAGACGCUGCUUACCCUCGAGCAUUUCUCAGGAAGCAUCUGAACCUAGUAAUAAUAGAACUGUUGGAGUCUUGGAGAGUUGCAAGCGUCUCUGGCCAGAAUAUGAGAUUGCAAUUACUGAUGAAUGUGAGGAUAAGGCUUGUGAUGAUAAUGGACAAGCGAACUCAUUGAUUUCUUCAAGCCGAGUGGAUGAUUCAAUUGAGUCACUUAUAGCCAGCUUUGAGGGGGAAGAUGACAAGAAGAGUUGGACAUCUUUCCAGGAGAGGAUAUCCCGUACCCCUGAGCAAGUGUUAAGGUGUUAUUGAGAUUCGAUCAUGUUCUUGUGGUGGCCAACAUCAACUGGCCAGCCAUCAAAGGCUGACAUCCCUAAGCGCACCUAUUGUGGUGGCCGUAGGGCUUUUGAAUUUCAGGUUUUACCACAAAUACUAUAUUAUUUUGGUGUGAAAAAUGAUGUGCAUUCUCUUGACUGGGCUACUAUUGCUGUGUACACCUGUGAAUCCUCGUGUGAUGAACAUGUAGCUUACAAGGAGGAGUUUGCUUGGGUUCAAAUUGCAUCUCAAUCAAGCACAAUGCACAAGAUGACAUAUAGCGCGUGGUUUGAAUCAAAGAUGGAUAAUGGACCCGCUCUCUACCCUUAACUUUAAACACAAGACUUCUGGCUUCCCGCAAGGUUUGACUCGUGACGUGUGCCUAACGUGCACACCACGCGUUGCUCUAAAAUUUUGUUUCCCUUUUAUUUUUUUUCUCAAAUUAUUUGAAAUCUCCUUGUUAAUUUGCAGACAUUUUGCAUUACUACGUCAGUUGUGAAUGUCUUGUUGUA